AUGAGUCAGGACAAAUAUUUACGAACAGCCAAUAGAGAAUCACCGUUACACAUCGCCCUUCGCUAUGAUAGGCUGGAUUUCGUGAGGGCUCUACUUACGUCACCAACUUUUGACGUCAUCAAAUAUGAUUCGUUCAUAAAGCAGAUCUUUCCGGCGGUAGCGAAGCAGCAGUCUCAGCAUCAUUCAUCAUCCUCCUCGACAACCUCUCAUCAAUAUCAUGCACAUUCCUGUUUCUCUCUCCCCGGAUCUGACCUCACAAACUCGCCGUCAUCAACGUCGUCAUGGAAACGACGUGACGUCAUCAACAGCAGCGUCAGCAGUAUCGACAGCUGCUGCACCACGGAUUCAGUUGUUACGCAAAUCGAAAGAUGCUGUUUGGAUAACUCGAAAUCUAAUGAAGGAUUAUCGGUCAAUCAGCAUUCGAAUACGCUUAGAUCACUGUCGAAUCAGAGUUGUCCCCAUUCGUCAGGGCAAUUUGAAUGGAUGAAUGAAGUUACACGAUCUUGUCUCUUAUUGGUCCGCCAAAACGUGGCACAUUACGUUGACUCGUUGCAGCCCCCUGUGAUAAAUCAAAUAUGUGAAUGUUGUUGCGCCAUUUGUUGUUCAAGCCCCGAGCACCAUCAACAACAUCUGCCGCAGCAGCAACAACAACCACAACAGCCACAACCACAACAUUUUCCGGUGCACCAACACGACUCCCAGGCGUCUGUUAACUGCUGUUGUUGCAGCUAUUUGUUCAACAACGAUAUAACAAUGACCUCGACAACGACAACAUCAAACAGAAACAGCAACACUGAUUUCACUGACGUCAUCGUCCUUCAAGAUGAAUCCAACUUCACGCCUUUCACGGAAUUUUUAAAGCGAUCGAGCAACCCGGCCAGGCUGCAACAUUUGUUGAUCGUUGAUUGUCGACUGCAGUGGGACUCCCAGGACGAGCCAUUCUUUGUCAAUCAGGAACAACAACAACAACAGAAUUACGACUCGCCAUGUAGAUCUCAUUCCUCGAAGUCUGAACAGCAACCACAACAACAACAACCACCACACUACCAGCCAGUGUCUCACGAUCAACAAAUACUCCAGCAAAUCUUACAACAGCAGCCAUAUUUAUUGACGACACUCAUUCUCUCUCACACUCACCUCAAACGACUUCCGUUUCAAAUUUUCAACAUGGCCGCUACUUUGGAAGUUCUAAAGGUGGACAGAAACUGUUUGGAAGAAAUUUCAGAUGAAAUAACAAAACUGAAAAAGCUGAAAGUGUUUAGUUGCGACUGUCAGAAGCCAAGAUUGAGGUACAUGAAUCGUUCGUUCGGAUCCAUGACAGCAUUGCAGGUUGGCAUUCAGGGAUUGAAUGUCACGUUGGCUUAG
This is a messenger RNA of Helobdella robusta, 1365 nucleotides long. RefSeq lists its product as hypothetical. The coding region runs from base 1 to 1365 and encodes 454 amino acids. The record is from RefSeq and is a predicted model, not a curated record. The transcript is spliced from 3 exons. NCBI's taxonomy places the organism in Eukaryota, Metazoa, Annelida, Clitellata, Rhynchobdellida, Glossiphoniidae.